AUGGCGGCAAAAGAAAGUCCUUCAUUUGAGGUCAGCGCCUCUCCUGAUACAACACGAACAGCUAAGCCAGCCAGCAUGAAAAAUGGUGACGCUGCUCUGGAACUCCUUAUCUCCACUGGCGAUCUGAAGCAACCAACAGACCCAAAGCGUAUUCAACGGCUUCUGCAACGCAUCAAACACCAUAUAAUGCCCCUGAUCUGUACCGUCUAUUUUCUGCAAUACCUCGAUAACACCUCCAUCUCUUAUGCAAGUGUCACUGGGUUUCGGGAGUCGGCCCAUCUGGUCGGGGACCAGUUCAAGUGGGUGGCUUCCAUAUUCUUCUUUGGCCACCUAACCUUCGAGUUUCCCACCAUCUAUAUCUUGCAGAUGUUCCCACUAGCCAAAUACUCCUUCGCCAGCUUGAUGGUGUGCCGGUUCUUCCUCGGGGCUGCAGAGGCGACGAUAGUCCCUGCAUGUGUUGUGUUCACCAGCCAGUCGUACAAAAAAGAAGAACAGGCUUUCCGCGUGGGCAUCUGGUUGUCCAUAUGUAGAUUUUCCCAAAUGUUCGGAGGGCAUUUUGCAUAUGGCGUCGGGAGACAUGUUGGGGGAGACGUCCAUGCCGCCUUGAAGGGGUGGCAAAUAAUCUUCUAG
This is a messenger RNA of Cladophialophora psammophila CBS 110553, 630 nucleotides long. RefSeq lists its product as uncharacterized. Lineage: Eukaryota; Fungi; Ascomycota; Eurotiomycetes; Chaetothyriales; Herpotrichiellaceae. The record is from RefSeq and is a predicted model, not a curated record. The coding region runs from base 1 to 630 and encodes 209 amino acids. The transcript is spliced from 2 exons. Gene Ontology annotation, biological process: allantoate transport; dipeptide transport; tripeptide transport. Gene Ontology annotation, molecular function: dipeptide transmembrane transporter activity; allantoate transmembrane transporter activity. Gene Ontology annotation, cellular component: plasma membrane.